Messenger RNA from Capronia coronata CBS 617.96, 1332 nucleotides. RefSeq names its product phosphatidylserine decarboxylase. Gene Ontology annotation, molecular function: phosphatidylserine decarboxylase activity. Lineage: Eukaryota; Fungi; Ascomycota; Eurotiomycetes; Chaetothyriales; Herpotrichiellaceae. Gene Ontology annotation, cellular component: mitochondrion. The coding region runs from base 1 to 1332 and encodes 443 amino acids. The transcript is spliced from 2 exons. Gene Ontology annotation, biological process: phosphatidylethanolamine biosynthetic process. The record is from RefSeq and is a predicted model, not a curated record.
AUGAAGCACGAGAAAAACAUCCCAUCAGAACAUCACACCCACAGGAUCGGUGAAUGGCUACCUCACGAUCACCGAGCCCAUAGAGAAUGGCUGGCGGGGGUCAUCGACUACGUGGACCAGAACCCGUCCGACCUACAUCCGGUGCUCCAGGAGUUCAAGGCGCUGAUCGAUAACAACACGAGAGUAUGGUUGUUAUUCGAAUCGAUGUUCCAGCAGGUGCCCAACAAGCCACCGUACAACAACGACCCUCAAGGCCGGGGCCACCCCCAAGUCCGGGACUACAUGCACAUGCUGCAGGUGAUCAACCACAUCUUGACCACGGCGCCAUCGUGGAACGACAAGUCCGAGCGGGUCGGCCUGGUCGGCUUGCCGUUCAACGCGCUCUUCGACUGGCCCAUGGGCACCGCGAGUGGGUUUGCCGUGUUUCUCGACCCGGAAGUCAACGCGAUGCUGAAAAAGGUUCUUAACGCCUGGGGCGACUUCCUACGCUCGCCCGAAUCUGCCGGCGUGCUGGAGAAGAAGGCCAAGGGCAGCUGGUUCAGCGACCACGGACACGAGGAACUCAGCUUCACCGCCAACGUGGGCAAGACCGACUACAAAUUCGAAGACAUGUUCAUCUGUGACCCUUCGGACUCGAGGUACGGAUACAAGUCGUGGGACGACUUCUUCACCCGCCUCUUCAAGGAGAACGUUAGACCCGUGGCCAGUCCCACCGACAACUCGGUCAUCGCCAACGCGUGCGAGUCCAAGACCUUCAAGGUCGCCCACAAUGUCAAGGCCCGGGAUCACUUCUGGCUCAAGGGCCAGCCGUACUCGGUCCGCGACAUGUUAAGCCAUGAUGCUCUGGCCGACCAGUUUGUGGGCGGCACCGUGUACCAAGCGUUCCUCAGUGCCCUCAGCUACCACCGCUGGCACGCACCUGUGUCGGGCAAGCUGGUCAAGGCGUACGUCGUCGACGGCACCUACUACUCGGAACCGCUGUUCGAGGAUUUCACCGCCGAACAUGCCGCCGACCCCGAGGGCCAGGUCACCAGUCAAGGAUACCUGACUGCCACGGCGACACGAGCCAUCAUGUUCUUCGAGGCCGACAACCCAGCCAUUGGACUGAUGGCCUUUCUGGGCAUCGGCAUGUGCGAGGUGUCGACCUGUGAGAUGACGGUCAAGGAAGGACAACAUGUCGACAAGGGCGACGAAAUCGGCAUGUUCCAUUUCGGCGGCUCGACCCAUUGUCUGCUGUUCAGGAAGGGAGUCGAGGUCGAGGGAUUCCCGGAGCCCAACCCAGAGCACAACGUGCCCGUGAGGAGCGCGCUGGCGAGGGUGAAGACACAGUAA